This is a messenger RNA of Penicillium diatomitis, 237 nucleotides long. RefSeq lists its product as uncharacterized. The transcript has a single exon. Lineage: Eukaryota; Fungi; Ascomycota; Eurotiomycetes; Eurotiales; Aspergillaceae. The coding region runs from base 1 to 237 and encodes 78 amino acids. The record is from RefSeq and is a predicted model, not a curated record.
AUGCCCGAUAAGAACAAGCCAUCUGCGGAACGGCGCGACGGCACGAAACUGGAAGAAGAGAGCCCGCAAACCUUAACCGCGAUAAAUCAGGGCUCGUCCAAUCGGGAAAAAGGAAGAAGGGGUCUGAUAAGAUGGUCACUUCUUCAGCCUACGGGGCAUGAGCCCGAGAGGAUCAGCGUCGGAACAGCCAUCGGCCUGAAGGGUCCUGGCAACGGCAAGCGAAAGCGCAGACGCUAG